AUGACUGAGAAAGAUCUCCUUAAUCUGGCCGAGACUGGAGACUUGUCCAAGCUCUCAAAGCUUGAAGCUACACCUGUGCACACUGAGGUGGACCGCCGACCAAAUUCAAUAUCGCAAGACGGUAUACGUCGCCAUGCUGCGACUGCAGAUAUUAGUGUCAACGAUCUGGAUUUUGAUUUCAACCUUGCCACAGACCGUUAUCCACUAGUUAAUCUCAGGUCUCUCCAGCAAGUCUUUGAUGCUGUGCAAUACCAUCGGCAUUUGGAACGGGAAGAGAACUUUUCGCCUACAACUCAUGUGGAAUGCUUCAAAGCUGAUUCGCAGGGAGGAGAAUGGCGAACACUUGACGAGGCCAACAUGGAUCAACUCUUACAGUCCUAUGCUAUCAACCCCUCCCCAACUAUUAAACCCUGUCUUAGGCGUACUAUGCUCGUUUUCUUUUGUUCCUUGGUUCCUACAGAGGGUACUUCAUUCGGCUCACGCGUUCCAAUGACCCAAAGAAAUGCCAAGCAACUCCUCGAGACAUUACAAGUCAAUCCUUUGUUUGUGAUGAAUAUGAUUGGUCGGCCAGAUUACUGGGCCCCCCAAACGCAUUGGGAGGAAGAUGAUGACGGGAGGUUGCUAGCUUGCGAUCUUUUUUGCCAGCAUCCCCGUUGGAACCUCCAAGCUCAAGGAGCUCCGCUAUCUGUUUAUGUGCGCCAUGACAUUACUCGGGACUUGACAACAUACAUCAUCUCGCAUAAAAAGUUCGAUACCUCCAUCAGCACACUCAAAUCUAUACUGAAAAUUGCACUAAAUGUCACUUCCCCAGUAAAAAAGCCAGCUGUCUUCUUGGAUGAUCCAUUUGACAUCCACACCAUUCUUUCCACACUUUCUUUCGAAGCUUCUAAAUUCCACGUCAAGCGUUUCCAGCGGUUCAUGUGGACGCAGAUGAACAAAGUUGAAGAUCACCUUGUAGACCUCAAGUUUAGUGAUAGCGCUAAAUUCGGAGAUUUAUCAAAGCAGCUCCAAAUCAUGGCCUCAAAUGCAGAUUCACAUAUCGCCAAUGCUGAUGUAACAAUCAUCAUGGCCAAAGCCAUUCAAAAUGCCCACUCACGUCUCAGCCCCUUGCUCCGUCAAUCCAACCCUUUUAUGAAUCAGCGAGCCGAUGAGUCGAUAUCCUAUACUAUCUCCUCCUCGGAGAAAAUAAAAAUGUGGUUCUUGAACUACAAGCAGCGCAAAGACAGUGCCAUGCUCCUGGCUCACAAUCUUGCGAUGCGGCAAGAUGCCAUCAACAACAUGCAGAUCGCUCAUAGCAUGAAGCGAGACUCUGCAUCCAUGAAUGCAAUCGCUGCUUUGACAAUGAUGUUCCUGCCAGGUACCUUUGCAGGAACGGUGGUUGGUGCAGGAGUUUUUGGGGGUGCCAUCAAAGAGACAGUAUGGCUAAUUUGGGCCGCAAUUACAGUACCGCUCACGGUAGGAGUCAUGAUUUGUUGGUGGUUGUAUAAGAAGCAAAGCAGCCAACAGCUAAGGGCAGCAUAG
This is a messenger RNA of Penicillium concentricum, 1521 nucleotides long. RefSeq lists its product as uncharacterized. Lineage: Eukaryota; Fungi; Ascomycota; Eurotiomycetes; Eurotiales; Aspergillaceae. The transcript is spliced from 5 exons. The record is from RefSeq and is a predicted model, not a curated record. The coding region runs from base 1 to 1521 and encodes 506 amino acids.